AUUGGUUCGUUGCAAGACUUUUAAAUUCCAAACGGUUGUGUCUCAGAGCAGGAGGGUUUUUCAAACGUUCACUAGUCUUCAUCAGUAGCCUGCAGUUCAGUUCGCUGACCAAAGACGUUAAAACUCCGGCCAACUGCAACUCGUUGUUAAGGAUGAGUUCUGUUGCUGUGAAUGAUGAGAAUUGUGGGGUCUGCCCUGGAGGAAAGCAGAACGGCUCAAUUAAUGACAUUUUUGCUCUGGACCAGCCAACUGGGAGACCAUCCAUCCUGCGUCAGACAGAAAACCUGCCUAGCAAGACUAUGCCAAAGGGGGUGAAGGUUUGUUUUCAGACUCCAAGAAGAGAUCCUGUGACUAAAAGAAUCGUGUCUCCAACUAAAUCUGCUAAGAUGGCAAGUUUGGAUGAGUGUACAAAAGCAAUGGAGUCCUUGCGUUUGGAUAAACUAAAUACUCCAUCACAAAAUGCCCCUGAGCAGCCUAAUGAGCCCAAACAAGAAGUUUCAUCUUACCCUGAUGAUGAGAUGCCCAUACAAAGCAAAGGAGGCUACCAGCUGGAUUUUGACAACCUUGAGGCCAUGGAUCCAUUUCAGUGCUCCAAUAAGAUGGUCCUCUCUCCUGCGAGGCCCGCUGUCCAAAACCCUCCGACAGAAUCUCAAAUCGAACCAGAGAAUAUCUUGGUGGAGCCCACCAAGGCAGAAUCUGCACUGGACGAGACACUUCCAUUCACCCCGUCUGUGGAAAACUCACUGGCUGACCUCUCUGCCAACAUCAGCUCCACAGAGAGCAGUGUUGUCACAGUGACGAAGGUCCAAGAAGGAGACGAACAAGAUUCAUGCAUUGCCACACCUGAUACAAAACAGCCUGCUGAAGCAUCUCAUAAGAUCGAUCAAGACAAAGUGUCCGGCAGUUUUGUUGAAGAUGCUCCACUGCCAGUCAAAGGUUCUUACAACUUUGAUUUUGACAACCUUGAUGCAGUCAAUCCUUUCCAAACUGGCAGCUCUAAAAUUCAGAAUUCCCCCGUCCUUGGGAGAAAGGUGCCAGACAUCACCCCACCUCUCGAGGAGACGCAGAUAAAAGAAGAUAAUCCCGCAAAUGUUGUUGACAUACCUGAGGAAGUUCAAGAGGUGCCAGUUCAGCUUGAUCAAGACAAAGUGUCAAGCAGCUUUGUGGAAGAUGCUCCACUGCCAGCGAAAGGUUCUUACAACUUUGAUUUUGACAACCUUGAUGCAGUCAAUCCUUUCCAAACCGGCGGCUCUAAAAUUCAGAAUUCCCCGGUCCUUGGGAGAAAGGUGCCAGACAUCACCCCACCUCUCGAGGAGACGCAGAUAAAAGAAGAUAACCCCUCAAAUGUUGUUGACAUACCUCAGGUGGUUCAAGAGGUGCCAGUUCAGCCUGAGAUGAAACCAAUAGCUACAGUGGCCCCAAUCUCAGCUAAUGCUGCUGAAUCUACGUCCCAGCCAGCUGAUGCGCCAUGCAAGGAAGGACCAGUCAAACUCGAGUUCAAUUUCGAUGAUGGCAGUGAGGUCAAACGCAAACCUCCACCCAAGAAAUUUGGCAAAAGGCCACCUGGUCUAAAACCUAAAGAGGGGAAGCCACCAGGUCAAACUGCCAAACCGCCAAAAGAAACUCCAGUGCAGCCUGAUGCCAGUGACGCUGCAGAGGUUCUGCUUCCCAAAGGGUCUUACUCUCUUGACCUUGACAAGUUGGAUGAUCCAAACUUCAAUCCCUUCGGCACAGCAGCAAGCAUGAGCAACUCUCCGAAAUGUAGCAAGAAAUCGGCCCCUGUGCUUGCAGAAACAUCGAUUCCAGAGCAACCAGACAAGCCUGUGGAGAAGGAAGCCGUAUCAUCUGCAUGCUCUGGAGAGAGUAUCCCAGCUGCAGAAGCCAACCCUGGAGCAGAAAGACAAAAUGCUGAAGACAAGGCUCCUUCUGACCGUGACAUGGGGUUACAGCUUGAAGCUGAACGCCCUGUGGAGAGUCUUCCUGAGUUGUGUCAACCUGAUCAGAAGUCACAGGUUGCCAAGUCAGAAUUCAACGACGAGUUUGUUCCUGGAACUGUGUUCAUGGCCAAUGACUUUGACGGGCAAAUCGAUUACCUUGAACAGUUUGGCUCCAGCAGCUUCAAAGAAUCUGCAUUGAGGAAGCAAUCCUUGUACCUCAAGUUUGACCCCCUCCUGAGAGACAGCCCCAAGAAGUCUGCAGGCCCGGUACCUCAGACCCACGAUGUCCCUCGCCCCGCUGCCUUUGCUUCACGGCUUGAAACUCUACAGACUGCAGAAACAUAUGCAAGUGGAGCACAAAAGGAUGAUUUUAAACUGUUUGAUGAUGCUACAGCACCAGCAAUCCUCGCAACCCUCGUCCCUCCUUUCCCUCAGCCAGCAAACACAGAGGACGCCAUUAUUGAAGUGCUGAAGUACAGUCAGAAAGACAUGGAUGACGCCAUCGCCAGGGUCCAGGCACAAGCAAAGGAACAAGAGGACCAAUGGAGUGCAAAGUAUAAAAAGAUACUCGACGAUGGUCAAGAGAUGAGGAAAAUAAUUGCAGAAUUUGAGCUUGUGAUUGCAAAAAUGAUGGCUGACCAGGAGAAGGAGAGGGAGGUGGCCCAGGAGAAGCUCAAGGAAGCCCUGCUGGAGAAGGACCAGGUGUCCAGUGACCUGAACACCAUGGAGAGAUCUUUCUCCGACCUUUUCAAGAGACUGGAGAAGUACAAGGAUGUCGUUGAGGGCUACAAAAAGAAUGAAGUCGCUCUGAAAGCUUGUGCUCAGGAUUAUCUGGAGAGGAUCAAAAAGGAGGAGCAGCGCUACCAGACCCUCAAAGCCCACGCUGAGGAGAAAAUUUCCCAUGCAAAUGAUAUGAUUGCUGACGUGCGGUCAAAGAACAAGGCUGAGCUGUCAGCACUUCAAGCCCAGCUGCGGCGGGAGCAGCUGAAGGUGCAGUCACUGGACAAGAGCCUGGACCAGAAGGUGAAGGAGUGUGAAGAGCUCACCAAACUCUGUGAUGAACUUAUCACCAAUGUGGGGAAGGGUUGAGCUCAUUUGUAAAUACUGUAAAUUUUAAUGUCUUUUCUUCAUUAUAGUUCCUGUCCAGAUCAUUUUCUUUUCCUAGUUUGUCUUUGUAAAUGUUCUUCUUAUACUGUAAAAAGGGUUAAUAAAGAUGAUUUACA
This is a messenger RNA of Centropristis striata (black sea bass), 3160 nucleotides long. RefSeq names its product transforming, acidic coiled-coil containing protein 3 (gene tacc3). NCBI's taxonomy places the organism in Eukaryota, Metazoa, Chordata, Actinopteri, Perciformes, Serranidae. Gene Ontology annotation, biological process: mitotic spindle organization; cerebral cortex development; cell population proliferation. The record is from RefSeq and is a predicted model, not a curated record. The coding region runs from base 153 to 3026 and encodes 957 amino acids. Gene Ontology annotation, cellular component: cytoplasm. The transcript has 17 exons.